This is a messenger RNA of Populus trichocarpa (black cottonwood), 2524 nucleotides long. Its product is annotated as inactive receptor-like serine/threonine-protein kinase At2g40270. Gene Ontology annotation, molecular function: protein kinase activity; ATP binding. The transcript is spliced from 9 exons. The record is from RefSeq and is a predicted model, not a curated record. The coding region runs from base 153 to 2102 and encodes 649 amino acids. Gene Ontology annotation, biological process: protein phosphorylation. NCBI's taxonomy places the organism in Eukaryota, Viridiplantae, Streptophyta, Magnoliopsida, Malpighiales, Salicaceae.
GAGAAGCAGCAGCACGCGUUCUCAAAAUCAAAAGCGGCUUCAAUGGGUCUAAGAACGCACGCGAGAGAGAGGACAGUUUUUGAAUGUUUUAUUUCUUAUUUCUUCAUUAGUCUUAACAAUUAAUCAAUACAGCUCGUGUGGGUGCUGUUCUCAUGGAGAUCAAGAACUGGAAAUUCAAUCGGCUUGGAGUUGUAAUCCUGUUUUUGCUAUAUCAAAAUUUGAUUCUCUGCUCUUCACUUAAUGAAGAAGGUAUGGCGUUGUUGAGGUUGAGAGAGAGGAUUGUGAGUGAUCCAUACGGUGCGUUGAACAGCUGGAAAAUGGAUUUUGGAGAGAUUGAUCAUUGUUCCUGGUUUGGUGUUGAGUGCUCUCAUGAUGGCAAAGUUGUCGUUUUGAACUUGAAGGAUCUUUGUCUUGAAGGAAUGCUGGCACCUGAAAUCACAAACCUUGUCCACAUAAAGUCUAUUAUUUUACGCAACAACUCAUUUACGGGGAUCAUUCCUGAAGGAACUGGAGAGCUGAAAGAGUUGGAAGUGCUAGAUUUUGGGUACAAUAACUUCAGCGGACCACUUCCACUUGAUCUUGGCAGUAAUCUUUCCCUGGCAAUCCUUCUGCUGGACAACAACGAACAACUCAGCAGCUUAUCGCCUGAAAUUCAACAUUUGGAUAUGCUUUCUGAAUUUCAAGUGGAUAAGAACCAGUUAUCUAAUGCAGUUAAAGGUUCAUCCUGCAACAAAAGAUCUAUCACAUGGAAUGCUGCCCAUACAGAAAAUGCAGUUCACAGACGACAGAUGCAAAACAACCAUAAACUCUUGCCUUCGACACCACCAUCUCCAAAACCUGCAACACCAACUGUAACUUCUCCUCCUCCUCCUACAAUGACUUCCCCUGCACCAACUCCAAGUGAGCCAUUUGGAACUUCCUCUGCUCCAGAUGGUUCUGCUUCACCUUCCAUUUCAGCACCAGCUCCUUCUAACUCAAGUGUUCCCAGAGUAGCAUUUGAAUCUUCCCCAUCAAAAAAACAUCAGGGUCCAAUCAUAGCUGGAGCUGUAGGGGGCACCUUAGUUAUUCUCGUUUCAAUCAUCAGUAUAUAUAUUUGUAAAAUCAAUAAGGUUUCUGUCAAUCCUUGGGCCACAGGAUUGAGUGGACAGCUUCAGAAAGCAUUUGUAACUGGUGUGCCAAAGCUUAAGAGAUCUGAGCUUGAAGCAGGUUGUGAAGAUUUUAGUAAUGUAAUUGGUUCUUCACCAAUUGGCACACUAUACAAAGGGACUUUGUCCAGUGGAGUUGAAAUAGCCGUGCUAGCUGUGGCCUCUGUCGCAGUAACUUCUGCCAAGGAUUGGUCAAGGACCCUACAAGUUCAGUUUAGGCAGAAGAUCGAGAAAUUAUCAAAAGUGAACCACAAGAAUUUUGUUAACCUUCUCGGGUACUGCGAGGAGGAGGAGCCUUUCACAAGAAUGAUGGUAUUCGAAUAUGCUCCAAAUGGGACACUCUUCGAGCAUUUACACGUUAAAGAAUCGGAGCACUUGGAUUGGGGAAUGCGGCUGAGAAUCGCAAUGGGCAUGGCUUACUGCCUUGAGCAUAUGCACCAGCUGAAUCCACCAAUAGCUCACAACAACCUGAGCUCUUCAGACAUCUCUCUAACUGAGGACUACGCAUCCAAAAUCGCAGAUUUCACUUUCUCAAACAACAUAAUUGCAACUGAGAUGGAACUAUCUAGCAAGAAGCUCCCAGAUCUGCCGUUGGCUUGCCUGGAAAAUAAUGUUUAUAAUUUUGGUGUCUUGUUAUUUGAAAUGGUUACUGGUAGGCUUCCAUAUUCAGUAGACAAUGUCUCACUCGAAGACUGGGCAUCAGACUAUUUGAGAGGGUACCAGCCCCUUAAGGAAAUGAUAGAUCCAACUCUGGACUCCUUCGACGAGGAGAAGCUGGAGAGAAUUGGUGAAGUAAUACAAUCUUGUGUGCAUCGGGAUCCAAAACGAAGACCGACAAUGAGAAACGUCACUGCAAGAUUAAGAGAGAUAACUGCACUGACACCAGAUGCAGCAAUCCCAAAACUUUCUCCUCUUUGGUGGGCAGAGCUUGAAAUUUUGUCCACGGAAGCUAGCUAAAAUACGAGCAGGCUGUAAGUAUGAGCUCCAAUUUUUUCGUUGUUUUUAGUAAUUGAGGCACAAAACCAGUUGCCUGUAGGCUUGUCGCCCUUGUACCUACCAUAGGCAAGGGAGACUGGUUGCUUGUAUAUAACGGAGUGGCCAUCUCUCGCUGUCUCUGUUUUUCUUUUCUUUUUUUCCUGUCUUGGUUCCAUUUCUUUCUUUUUUUGGUUGGAAAUUGGCUGGGUAAAGCUCAGCAUGGUGGCUUUCGGUCUUCCUAGUGGAUUCUGGUUACUUUUCCAAAAAGGGGUGGACAGAUUUCUUGUUUUUCUGGGUUGGAUACAAGAUGGAAGGGCUGAAAAUUCAUCCAUGUAACCAAGGGCAAAAAAGGUUAUUUGUCUAAUUUCAACAGUGCUCUGUAGAAGAAAAGGAGGUUGAUGAAA